AUGUUUAGGAAAACAAUUGUACUGAAAUCCAUCAUAAUUAUCUUCUUAAUAUGGCCAUGUUCAAGGACUAAUGGACAAACUACACUGUUUCCCAUAUUUAAACAAGAUGAAGCUAUACGAAAUGCCAAAACCAGAGAGAUACUUAAUUACAUGAAACUAUCCAUAGAUCCCUGUGUGGAUUUCUAUGAAUAUGCCUGUGGAAAUUGGCAAAAAUUUCAUACACCUACAAAUAAACAUAUUGAAACAUCUAAAACUCUACUGGACUCCAAAGUCAAUAAGGAUUUGCAUAAAUUAUUGGAUGAGAAUGUUACCAUUGAUGACAAUUUGACAUCGAAAAAAGUAAAAACUUUUUAUAAAUCCUGUUUGGAAGCUAAAAGAAACGAACUACAGCAACAGAUUUUCCUUAAUGAUUUUAUAAAGAACAAUGGCGGCUUUCCGGCCGUACCGGGUUCAAAUUGGUUAAUACAUCAUCACAACUAUGAUUGGCAGCAUAUAGUGGCGGGACUGCGUUACAAUUAUGGCAUGAACAUUUUGAUAGGGAUGGAUAUCGAUAUCAACUAUCAAAGCAUGCAUGAAAACAGUAUUUACUUGGGAGAGCCCUCUACGAUUAUACCCAAGCAUUUGUGUAGCUAUCGCGGUACAAAGUUAGUAGAAUUAACCGAUGAAGAAUAUGUGCCUAUAGAAACAGAGGUGGCUGAUAAUUUGCGCAUGUGGUUAUCACUCAAUAAGGAAGAAGCCUGGAAAUUGGCGGCCGAUAUUUUAACAUUUGAGUACGAUUUAUGUUCUGCCAUGUAUAUCUCAGAAGUCGAAGAGCAGGACUUUGUGGGUAGUACUAAUCCCGAGAUGUUGCACAAAAAGUAUGCUCGCAAAACUUUAACCGAUUUCACUCAUCAAUUACAGAACAAAAUUGAUUUAAACAGCAUAGUAACAGAAAGUUUUGGCGUACCCGUGUACAAGCCAGUCUUUAUGAAAAGUCCACAAUAUUUUGAACAACUUGUCAAAGUAAUGGAUACGAAUAAUAGUACUACAAUAGCUAACUAUAUAAUGUACAGAGCAAUGUCUUAUUUAAGUCUACCUCUAAAUGACACUCUUCAGACACGUCCUUUGUAUUGUUUGGAAAUUGUAAAAAAAUAUUUUCCUCAAAUUUUGGGUGAUAUGUAUCAUCGUAAAUAUGCAAAUAUGGUGGAUCAAGAUCAAGUGCAGACCAUAUUUGAGAAACUUAAAGAUAUAUUUGGUGCCAGUUUACAGCAGAAUUGGAUAGAAGGUAGUACGGGUAGGUUGGGUAAAAACAAAUUGGCGGAAAUGAAUUUAUAUUUUCCCGCCUACGAUAAAACGUCUUUAAAUUUACAAUUUUCGCGCAGUGAUUAUUGGAUGAAUCUGAAACUUAUAAUGAGUGAAGUGAGAAAUAAUGAGUUGAGUCGUGUAUUUGCUACCGGAUUACCCAAACCAAAAGACGAAGUUGAAGCAUAUGAAACUAGAAUUGUUUACAGACCUUAUCAUAAACGCAUUGACAUGGGCUGGGGGUUAUUACAAGCUCCCUACUACCAACCACAAUUGCCCAAUUCUAUGCGUUUCGCUAUUAUAGGCCAAAUAUUAGCAGAAGCUAUAGCUACAGCUUUUGAUGAUUACGGUUGGACCAGUGACAUAAGCGGUCAUAAUAACUGGGAUCCCAUAACUGCUGUAGAAUUUUACAAACGUGCAAAUUGCUUGCGUCAACAAAUUGGCAACUAUCUUAACAAUGAUCCAGAUAGUUUUCGCAAUGCUACGAAAACACGCCAACUGAUGGCUAAAAAUUCAGCAAUAAAUAUAGCCUUUAGUGCUUACCUCGACUGGCUUAACUAUCAAAACCCCAACAAUGAUCAUGGUGUUUUAUCUCGAGAAACUUUAGCGGAGCUUAAUUUCACCAAUACUCAAUUAUUUUUUAUAUCAUUUGCUCAAAUGUACUGUGAAGCUAAGAAGAAAACAACGCCAAAGAUGGAAAAGCUACCUAGGAUUGUUGUCAGCCCUCUGGAUAAGCACACAAUGACGCGAUAUGAAGUCAAUGGCCCUUUGGGAAAUUUUCAAGAAUUCGGUCGUGAGUUUGGAUGUGCUAUUGGUUCAGAAAUGAAUGUAGCUGAUAAGUGUACAAUUUAUUAAUGAAAUAUGAGAUAUUUUUCCUUUUUAAAUAAAUAAUAUAUAUUAAAAUAGUUUUUUUUGUAUUGA
Lucilia cuprina (Australian sheep blowfly) is the source of this 2202-nucleotide messenger RNA. RefSeq names its product neprilysin-4. Lineage: Eukaryota; Metazoa; Arthropoda; Insecta; Diptera; Calliphoridae. Gene Ontology annotation, biological process: protein processing. The coding region runs from base 1 to 2136 and encodes 711 amino acids. Gene Ontology annotation, cellular component: plasma membrane. The transcript has a single exon. Gene Ontology annotation, molecular function: metalloendopeptidase activity. The record is from RefSeq and is a predicted model, not a curated record.